This is a messenger RNA of Brettanomyces bruxellensis, 1548 nucleotides long. RefSeq lists its product as uncharacterized. The record is from RefSeq and is a predicted model, not a curated record. The transcript has a single exon. The coding region runs from base 1 to 1548 and encodes 515 amino acids. Lineage: Eukaryota; Fungi; Ascomycota; Pichiomycetes; Pichiales; Pichiaceae.
AUGCAAAAACGAAAUACAGAAAGUGGGACCAUCCCAGUUGGGAUCAGGUAUGAAGAUAAAGCAGAAAGCGUAUCAAAUGGAAAAAUAAGCGCAUCUUUCGAUAAGUUCAGAGUAGGGGAUAAGGAAGGUAAAGUGGAUAAGAAAGCAAAAGGAAAGCCGAGCAAAGCCGAAGCAGCGAUGGAAUUCGAUGAUGAAGAUGGGGAGUACAUUCCAAACGCAAAGAAUUCGGAAUCAGAUGAUUCAAGCCACGAAAAAAGUUUAACACCAACAUCUUCAAACGAAACACAAGCCGAAGAAACACCGCGGAAAAGACGGAAAUACACCUUUAGAAAGCGGAAACCAGCCACCGGAAAGAAGAAAGUGCACAAUUACCCGCGGCCCAAGCGGUACGUGUGCCUUAUUCCGGGAUGCGGGAAGGCAUACACCCGGCCUUCACUAUUGGAACAGCAUCAAAGAACACAUACUGGUGAAAGACCGUUUGUAUGCCAGUAUCCCGGGUGUGAUCAGGCUUUCACACGCAAGGAUCACCUCAGAAGACACCAGUUGAAGCAUCUGGAUGAGAAGGACAAGCCAUUCCACUGCAGUGUGUGUGGAAAAGGUGUGAACAGCAAGCAGCAUCUUAAAAGACACGAAAAGACGCACUACAAGUCUUUUCAUUGCAACUAUCCAGGUUGCAACGAAUCCUUCUACAAGCACCAAUCGUUGAAAGCACAUCAGCGGGCGGUGCACGAGGACAGGCAGCUCAAAUGCCCGAAAUGUGAUAAAACGUUCUCGAGGCCGGGAAGACUAAAUUCACACUUGAAAAGGCACCACAAGGACAAAUCGAGGUUUGUCUGCGAGUAUCCGGAUUGCUUGCAGUCGUUUAAGACGUGGAGUGCCCUCCAGUUGCAUAUUAAAGGCGUGCAUCCGAAGUUGGAGUGUCCUACAUGUGGAAGAAAGUGUGUGGGGCCAAGUGGGCUUAAAAACCACAUGAAAGUCCAUGAUGAGGCUACUGUAAUAAAGCUAUGGGUGUGUCCAUCGUGUGACAAGAAGUAUCUCCGGAAGAACGAGUUGUACGAUCAUUUUGUAAGCGAGCAUCCUGGUGAUGAGGUUCCUGCUUUUUUAGUACGAGAUUCGAAGAAAGACGAGAUGAAGAAAGAUGGAGAUGUGGAAUACAAGCUUGUUGAGGGGGGGGAUGUAUGUGUGAAAAAUGUCAAGAAUGAAGAUGUUAAUAAUGAAGAUGUGGAUGCUAAGAAUGAAGAUGUGAACAAUGGUAGUGAUGCUGGAAAGAAGCCAUUUUCAUUGGCCGAGAAAGUUGAUGGUGAAAUAAACUUCCUCGUGAGUAAAUAUAACGGUGAAACAUUCACCAAAGCGGUCAAAAGGAGAGAGAUAGAGUCCUCUCCGAUGGAUCUGAUUAUAAACAACGUGGACAACCGGCUUGCUUGCGAAUAUGAGAAUUGCCAUAGGCUUUUCAGGAGAAACUACGAUCUUCAACGGCAUCUAGACUGGCAUCAUAAGCAGGAUGCAAAGUUAGAGGAUAAGGUGAGGCAGAUAAACGCAGAAAAUUGA